ACCCCUCUGGCCACAUGUCGCGCAGGUCUUCCCGACGGACGCAGCGCCACCUCCCCACGCUGCUUUACGAACCUAGACAGCGGCCCCCGCCUCCUGUCUCCGUCCUCACAUCUCCGCCCCCGCUCACUUUUCAGUCUCCUACCCCGACGCGCCCGCUAUAAUCACGUGAUUGCUUCAUCCGGGUCCUUUGCGUUCUCUCUCCCUCUCCCAACAUGGCGGCCUCAGCAAAAAAGAAGAAUAAGAAGGGAAAGACUAUCUCCCUAACAGAUUUUCUGGCUGAGGAUGGAGGGACUGGUGGAGGAACCACCUAUGUCCCCAAACCAGUCAGCUGGGCUGAUGAAACAGAUGACCUGGAAGGAGACGUUUCAACCACUUGGCACAGUAAUGAUGAUGAUGUGUAUAGGGCACCUCCAAUUGACCGUUCCAUCCUUCCCACUGCUCCACGGGCUGCUCGGGAACCCAAUAUCGACCGGAGCCGUCUUCCCAAAUCUCCACCCUACACUGCUUUUCUAGGGAACCUGCCCUAUGAUGUCACGGAAGACUCUAUUAAGGAAUUCUUUAGAGGAUUAAAUAUCAGUGCAGUGCGUUUGCCACGUGAACCUAGCAAUCCGGAGAGGUUGAAAGGUUUUGGUUAUGCUGAGUUUGAGGACCUGGAUUCCCUACUCAGUGCCCUCAGUCUCAAUGAAGAGUCUCUAGGUAACAGAAGAAUUCGAGUGGAUGUUGCUGAUCAAGCACAGGAUAAAGACAGAGAUGAUCGUUCUUUUGGGCGAGAUAGAAAUCGAGAUUCUGACAAAACAGACACAGACUGGAGGGCCCGUCCUGCUACAGACAGCUUUGAUGACUACCCGCCUAGAAGAGGUGAUGACAGCUUUGGAGACAAGUAUCGAGAUCGCUACGAUUCAGACCGGUAUAGAGAUGGGUAUCGGGAUGGCCCACGCCGGGAUAUGGAUCGAUACGGGGGUCGAGAUCGCUAUGAUGACCGUGGCAGCAGAGACUAUGAUAGAGGCUAUGAUUCCAGAGUAGGCAGUGGCAGAAGAGCCUUUGGUAGUGGGUACCGUAGAGAUGACGACUACAGAGGAGGAGGAGACCGCUAUGAAGACCGCUAUGACAGACGGGAUGAUCGGCCCUGGGGCUCCAGGGAUGAUUACUCCCGGGAUGAUUACAGGCGUGAUGACAGAGGUCCCCCCCAAAGACCCAAACUGAAUCUAAAGCCUCGGAGUACUCCUAAGGAAGAUGAUUCCUCUGCUAGCACCUCCCAGUCCAGUCGAGCGGCUUCUAUCUUUGGAGGAGCAAAGCCUGUUGACACGGCUGCUAGAGAAAGAGAAGUAGAGGAACGGCUACAGAAAGAGCAGGAGAAACUGCAGCGUCAGUUGGAUGAGCCAAAACUAGAACGACGGCCUCGGGAGAGACACCCAAGCUGGCGAAGUGAAGAAACUCAGGAACGGGAAAGGUCAAGGACAGGAAGUGAAUCAUCACAGACUGGGACCUCAGCCCCAUCUGGCAGAAGUAAGUCAGACCAGGAUGCCCGAAGGAGAGAGAGUGAGAAGUCUCUAGAAAAUGAAACACUCAGUAAGGAGGAAGACUGUCACUCUCCAACUUCUAAGCCUCCCAAACCUGAUCAGCCUCUAAAGGUAAUGCCAGCCCCUCCACCAAAGGAGAAUGCAUGGGUGAAGCGAAGUUCUAACCCUCCUGCUCGAUCUCAGAGCUCAGACACAGAGCAGCAAUCCCCUACAAGCGGUGGGGGGAAAGUAGCUCCAGCUCAGCCUUCUGAGGAAGGACCAGCAAGGAAAGCAGAUGAAAAUAAAAUAGAUGGGAUAAAUGUCCAAAAAGGCCAAACUGGGAACUCCAGCCGUGGUCCAGGAGAUGGAGGGAAUAAAGACCACUGGAAGGAGACAGAUAGGAAAGAUGGCAAAAAGGAUCAAGACUUUAGAUCUGCACCUGAGCCAAAGAAAUCUGAGGAAAAUCCAGCCUCCAAGUUCAGUUCUGCAAGCAAGUAUGCUGCUCUUUCCGUGGAUGGUGAAGAUGAAAAUGAAGGAGAAGACUACGCUGAGUAGACCUCAAACAGCCUGUGCUUUCUCCUAGUCUUUCUCCACCCUGGAACAUUCAAGAGCAAAUCAAACCUCUAUCCAGACAAGGCAAAAUAAAACUCACCAUCUCCUGGAGAUCUUUCUUAACUUUUUUUUUAAAAAAUGAAAUUCUGUUGCAUGAUGCUGCAGCCUUUAAAGUAUUGAAGUAACCGGAGAAUAGCCAGAGAGACAGAGACUACAGCUUUUUAAUGGAAAAGUUGUGGUGUGUUCUUAGGGUACCAUGCAGUUGCAGCUGCCUGUGUGAUUAGUGCCUAGGGGGCUCCAUUUAGCAGAAAUGGUAAUGACAGUGAUAUGAUGCCUGGAAUCUUUGGGCAGUAGGGGAGGGAUAAGGAACAGUGAGAUUUCUACCUUUUCAUUCUUACCCUAUUGUGGCAUAUAUGAAUUCUCAAGCAUUAUCUGAAUAAACUUUCCAU
Fukomys damarensis (Damara mole-rat) is the source of this 2500-nucleotide messenger RNA. It is a transcript of the gene Eif4b, whose product is annotated as eukaryotic translation initiation factor 4B. The record is from RefSeq and is a predicted model, not a curated record. The transcript is spliced from 15 exons. Gene Ontology annotation, molecular function: RNA binding. NCBI's taxonomy places the organism in Eukaryota, Metazoa, Chordata, Mammalia, Rodentia, Bathyergidae. Bases 213 to 2054 code for a protein of 613 amino acids.